Sinocyclocheilus grahami is the source of this 1771-nucleotide messenger RNA. Its product is annotated as tetratricopeptide repeat protein 23-like. The transcript has 10 exons. Lineage: Eukaryota; Metazoa; Chordata; Actinopteri; Cypriniformes; Cyprinidae. Gene Ontology annotation, molecular function: protein binding. The record is from RefSeq and is a predicted model, not a curated record. The coding region runs from base 237 to 1412 and encodes 391 amino acids.
UACUCGGCUGCACACAGCUCUACCUUCCAUGGUGCCUGAAAAGACCAUAACAGUCUUAAGAGAGUUCUUGUUAGGAGACCUAAUUAUUACCAUCAGCUGUCAGCUUAUGAAUUGACGGUUGAUUUUUUUUUGUCUUCGCCAUUAAAAUGAGUCUGGCACCGCACAGCGGAUAGUUUCGCGCAUCACAGCAGAGCUGUUCUGGGGCUGCGCUCGAUGAAUCAUUCACCAGCUUCAACAUGAGCAGCAGUGCCAGUUCAGCAGAAUCCCUGCAGGAAGCAGAUUCAACAAUCAUCUCACAGAAAGCAGAUGUGAAGAAUUACAGUAUGAUGACUCCUGCAGAGAAACUAUCGCUUUGUGAGAGACGGGCUCAGUCUUUGGCUGAUAGCGAAGAGGUUGGGCACAUCAGGCACAAGAACAUGCAUCAAAAGCACAUGAAGUACUCCGUCUCCAGUCAGCAGGAGGAGAGAAUGAGCUACCUCAACUGCUUCCUUAGCAUGCAUCAGACUCUUGGAAGUGCCUCUCUACUGCUUGGAAAUUUAGCAGAGGCCGAGUCAAGCUUUCAGAAGGCAGAGAUAGUCAUGGGAGACAUUGUAGCGCAAGAAGCCAUGGGGAAGGAGGACAGAGUGGGUACUGCGUAUGAAAUAUUUACAAAUUUAGCAAGGGUGUACCAGCGGCAGGGAAAGCCUGAGAAGGCCCUCAGUCAGUGUGAAAGAGCCUUGGAGCUGCUUCAGGAAGGAGCUCAGCUCAGUCGGAUCUGCUGUGUUUACAGAAACAUGGCGGCCAUUGAACAGGCACAGGGACAUCUGGAUAGAGCCAUUGAGCAUCUCCUACUGGCUCAUUCCAUAGCUCUUAGUCAGAGUCCUGGGGGUCUGGAGGGGGCCCAGAUCGCUCACAGCUUGGCUCUAGCCUACUCUUCCACUUCAGAGCCUCAUCACAACAUAGAUUCAGCAGCACGCUUUUUUGAGGAGAGGAUAAGUGUAUAUAGAAGUGCACUAGGCCCACAGGACACACUCACCCUAUCUGCUCAAGAUGACUUCAGUCAUUUCCUCCUACUCACUGGACAACAGGAGAGAUGUGCUGAGAUCCAAAGAGAGUCUCUAGCCUAUAAGAAGAGUCAAUUUGGUGAGCUGAGUGCAGAGGUGGCCAAAGCGCUGCAGCUGAUUGGUGGAGUGGAGAUGACACAGGGUCAGAUGAGACAUGCCCACAGGACCUUCAAGAAGUGUCUGGAUAUUGUGAAUUUGCUGUUUGGUCCUCAGCACAAGAAAACCAAAGCCACACAUAGAACCGUGGACAUGCUGUCUCAGUCACCAGAGGUCAGUGAAAGACGCAAGGAAGGUUGUCUUGAAACAAGACCUCCAUUCUGUGCAGUGGUAUCUGCUUCUGAAGUAGCAUCUAGCAUGUCUGACUCGUAACAGCAGUGACCAGCAGACGGAUCUAAUGAAUGUGGCAUGGACUUUCAGGGAUGUUUGACAUCAUCCUAUUUCACCAUGGGAAAUCUGUGGAUUGGAAAAAAACAAGGCAAUAUUUCUAGAACAACACACAAGCUCCACUGUAUCUUUAAUCUCUGUUGCUGAGUCUCAGAGUGGUUGGCAAGGUGACUACCUCUGCACUUCAAAAAAGUAGAACUGUCCAGCGGUGAUCUAAUACACCGUUCACAGCAGUUUCUGCAAAUACUUCCUGACUGGAGAGCUGCAGGCCUCUCUAAACUCUAAAGAGCUUUAGAGUCAUAUUAUUUCUGAGAAUUGAGCAGAACUCACGACAUGAACUUUAU